GAGUACUUUGGGGCCUUCGGCAUCAACCCUGUGCAACGUGUAAGCAAGGUCGGCAAGCACCCAAUUAUGGCUACUUCAAACGGCUGCUGCUGCGCAAGGGGUCCUGGCUAUGCCUCUCCAAAGGACGCCUUUCUGAAUGGUCCAAGGGAAAAGCUGCUUUACAUUACAUGCAUCGUCCCGGACCGUAGCCGCCCAGAUUAUGUCGCGACGGUUGAUGUCGACCCAACUUCUGAGACGUACAAGCAGGUGAUCUACCGCACCCACAUGCCGCACAUUGGAGACGAGCUACAUCACAGCGGCUGGAACUCCUGCUCCUCCUGCUUCCUGGACCCCACUGCGCCACCGAGGAAGCUGCUGGUGCUGCCCACUCUGGGCUCGGGCCGAGUGUACGGUCUGGACAUCCUGAGCGACCCACGCGCUCCCAAGCUGGCGGCCGUGGCUGACAACUCGGAGAUCCUGGCCAAGACCGGCCUCGCCUACCUGCACACCACCCACUGCGCCCCGGACGGCUUCAUCAUGAUCAGCGCCAUGGGUGACGUGGACGGCAACCCGCGCGGCGCCUUCCUGCAGCUCAACCAGGACCUCACGGUGAAGGGCGUGUGGAGCGUCGACGAGGCCAAGUACGGCUACGACUUCUGGUACCAGCCGCGCCUCAACGUGAUGUUCAGCACCGCCUGGGGUGCGCCCAAGGCCUUCCGCAACGGCUUCAACCCCGCCGAGGUGGCGGAGCACUACGGCAGCACGGUGUAUGUGUGGGACUGGACGGCGCAUACGCUGAAGCAGAAGAUCGAGCUGGGGGAUAAGGGGCUGGUGCCGCUGGAGGUUCGCUUCCUGCACGAGCCCACCUCGCCGCACGCCUUCACGGGCGCAGCGCUGUCCUCCAACAUCAUCCACUUCACCCGCGCCAGCGAGAACGACCCAUGGGUCCACAACGUGGUCAUCGAGCAGCCCUGGGUCAAGGUUGAGGGCUGGGUGCUCCCCGAGCUGCCCCCGCUGGUCAGUGACAUCCUGGUGUCAAUGGACGACCGCUUCCUCUACGUCUCCAACUGGCUGCGCGGAGAUCUCGUGCAGUACGACAUCACGGAC
Astrephomene gubernaculifera is the source of this 1086-nucleotide messenger RNA. The record is from the annotation of a GenBank genome assembly. Lineage: Eukaryota; Viridiplantae; Chlorophyta; Chlorophyceae; Chlamydomonadales; Astrephomenaceae.